GUGCACCAGCUUGUCGUGCAUAAGAGAAUGUAGACUCUGUGAUACUGCCGUUGCUUUUCGGGGAUCUGUAAGCUUAAAAGCUCCAUCAUUUCUCUUCUGAGUCACAUCAUCACACUAAAUGAAUAAUCGAGAAAAGCAAGAUCAGAUGCUUUAUAUGUACUGGGCGAUUUUUUUUUUGGAAUUUGUAACCCAUUGUUUGAAAAUAGUUCCAUCACAGUGAGGAAUUUGGCUGAGUCUGCUUUUUGACGAAAAAAGGAUAUAGACUUGGGGCCUCAGCGGGCUUGAUUUAUCCGCCCAGAACCAGUCGUGAACAGCUAGCAUGGAAAGUGGCUGUGUAGACAGGACGUGACCUGGUGAACAGUGUGCGUCGAAGAUGUCGCUUUGCAAUGCAUAGUGCUUGAUGACGGAGCCCUUGCCAUGCGAAGAACCACUGGACGCUUUGAGAAUCCUACAUUCCGAAGGUGCAAACUCUCGGCUUUGAGCGUGCUCAGUCAAAGGAUAUAGCGGAUAUAAAACCGGCACCGGAGCUUUGUAGCACUGUGGGGAGGGAAGGGGAAUUAGUGAACUAUGCUCGGUCGGCCCUGGAGUGCCAUGCAGUCACGGCUGGAUAUGGGCGCCGGCUUGGAGCUGCCCUCCCUGCUGUGGGUGCUGGCCUUGGCGCUCCAGACUUGGGUGGGUGCUGCGGAGAAGCUGGACGAGUUGGACCCUGUGGUGACCACUGCAUAUGGCAAGCUGAGGGGCUUCAAGAAAGAACUCAACAACGAGAUUCUGGGGCCUGUGAUCCAGUUUCUGGGCGUGCCCUACGCGGCACCUCCUACAGGGGAGAGGCGAUUUCAGCCCCCCGAGCCGCCCACGCCCUGGAACGACGUCCGCAAUGCCACACACUUUGGCCCAGUGUGCCCACAGAGCGUUGUGGAGGGCAGGUUGCCUGAUGUCAUGCUGCCCGUUUGGUUCACCAACGGCCUGGAGGUGGUUUCGACCUUCGUGCAGGAGCAGAGCGAAGACUGUCUUUUCCUUAAUAUUUACGUGCCCACAGAGGAUGGUCCUCUUACAAAGAAACAGAAUGAUGAUUUAGGUGAUAAUGACGGUGCAGAGGAUGAAGACAUCCGUGAGAGUGGAAGUCCCAAGCCAGUGAUGGUUUUCAUUCAUGGUGGAUCUUAUAUGGAAGGAACAGGAAAUAUGUUUGAUGGCAGCAUAUUGGCCAGUUAUGGCAAUGUCAUUGUCAUAACCGUGAACUACCGGCUUGGUGUGUUAGGUUUUUUAAGCACAGGAGACCAGGCGGCCAAAGGCAACUACGGGCUCUUAGAUCAAAUCCAAGCUCUGCGCUGGACUAGUGAAAACAUUGCCUUCUUUGGUGGUGACCCUUUACGCAUUACAGUUUUUGGAUCUGGUGCUGGAGCAUCAUGUGUAAACCUCCUCACACUGUCCCAUUACUCUGAAGGUAACCGCUGGAGCAAUUCAACAAAAGGCUUGUUCCAGAGAGCCAUAGCUCAGAGUGGCACGGCUCUGUCCAGCUGGGCAGUGAGCUUCCAACCAGCUAAAUACGCACGUAUGCUGGCCAGAAAGGUGGGCUGCGACUAUCAGGACACAAUGGAACUAGUCGAGUGCCUGCAGAAGAAGGACUACAAGGAGUUGGUGGAGCAGGACAUCCAGCCAGCCCGUUACCAUAUUGCCUUUGGCCCAGUCAUUGACGGCGACGUGAUCCCGGAUGACCCGCAGAUUCUCAUGGAGCAGGGCGAGUUCCUCAACUACGAUAUCAUGUUGGGUGUAAACCAGGGUGAAGGUCUCAAAUUUGUCGAGCUGGUGGUGGACGGAGACAGUGGUGUCCAGGCCAACGACUUUGACUAUGCAGUGUCCAGCUUUGUGGAUGAUUUAUAUGGCUAUCCUGAGGGCAAGGACGUGCUGCGUGAGACCAUCAAGUUCAUGUACACAGACUGGGCCGACCGCCACAAUCCAGAAACCCGAAGGAAAACGUUGUUGGCUCUCUUCACUGACCACCAGUGGGUAGCACCCGCUGUGGCCACGGCUGACCUGCACUCCAGCUUCGGAUCGCCAACUUACUUUUAUGCUUUCUACCACCACUGCCAGACGGAGCAGGUGCCUGCGUGGGCAGAUGCAGCUCAUGGAGAUGAGAUCCCUUAUGUAUUUGGCCUGCCGAUGAUCGGCCCCACUGAGCUCUUUCCUUGCAACUUUUCCAAGAAUGAUGUGAUGCUCAGUGCUGUGGUCAUGACCUACUGGACCAACUUUGCUAAGACGGGUGACCCCAACCAACCAGUGCCACAGGACACCAAGUUCAUACACACCAAACCCAACCGCUUUGAGGAGGUGGCAUGGACAAGGUAUAACCAGAAGGAGCAGCUUUAUCUGCACAUUGGCUUGAAACCUCGUGUUAAAGAGCACUACCGUGCCAACAAAGUCAACCUGUGGCUCGAGCUAGUCCCACACUUACACACCCUCAACGAGAUCACACAAGUCGUCUCGUCCACAAGCACCACCACCAAGGUGCCUGCGCCAGACGAGACACCACGGACUCCCAAGAAGAUGCCAGCCAACACCAAGAGGCCCUUCCCCACACCUUUUCCAACUGAGAUAAAGGAUACAAGCCAAAUCCCGAACCACAACCAACCGUUUUUCGUGGAGCAGCGUGACUACUCGACUGAGCUAAGCGUCACCAUUGCCGUUGGAGCUUCCUUGCUCUUUCUCAACAUACUGGCCUUUGCUGCACUCUACUACAAGAAGGACAAGAGACGGCAGGAUGGACAUCGGCGAGGAAGCCCUCAGCGUGCCAAUGCCACCAGUCAACUGGCACCCGUACCGGACGAGGAACUCAUGUCGCUGCAGAUGAAGCGUGGAGAGCUAGAGCGUGAGUGCCCACUUGUCCUGAGGAGCAGCUGUCCGCCUGACUACACCUUAGCCAUGCGUCGCUCACCAGACGAUGUACCACUCAUGAGCGCCAACACCAUCACCGUCUUGCCCAGCACCAUGCCCAGUGCUCUCGGACCAUUGCAUCCAUUCAACAGCUAUGCGGGAGUGCAGCACAACAACACACUGCCCCACCCACAUCCCCAUUCGCACUCCACAACUAGAGUAUAGCCACACAUGUGCACACAUAUACUCAAAGGAUUUCGGUUUCAGUGAAGCAUAUCUAUGCUUUGACCGUUUUGCAUAACAUGGAAUACACCGUGACGUUUCUUUUGUCUCCAUUCGGAGGAAAAUGACCAUUUUAUAUUAGAAAUGUAAAAUGAGGAGAAAAUUGCUAAACUAUUUCAGAUUUAAUAAAAAAUAAACAGAGAUGGAUGAUUUUUUUUUUAUCCUGGUAUCAUAGACAAUGCCUGGUCUAUUUCCUGACAUAGAAGUAUCACAAGUUGGUUUGAAAGAAUGGUUUGAUUCAGUUACAGUUCAGAAGCUGUGGAAGAGAGGGCACGUUGAAGGCCCUGUGUAAAUGAAAGAAAUAUAUUGUUUUCCAGAGGCACUCGAUUGUCGAGUGCUCUCUCUGGAGCGGACAGGAGAUGCUGCUUACUUAAGUUAGGCAUGUGUUCUCCUAUAGACGGAGGCAUUGUAAGAUACAGAAUUACACAUUGCUGGAAAAAGAGGGGUGGACAAGAACUUCUCAAGAAUAUGCACAAUGUCUUGGAAUCUUUUUUUUCUGGAUUUAUUUUUGGGAACAAUUUUAUUGUAUAGAAUCUAUUUACAUAUCUAGAUAUGUACGCAAAGCUGUUUAAGCUCUGACUCUGGGGCAUCAGUACUGGAGAAUCUGCCAGCAGUACAAAGAGUGGGGUGGGAACGUCACUGGUUUUCUGGCAGAUACGGCUUCAUCACACAAGUGCUGUCUGUAUGGAGAACUGGAGGACAAAAUAUGGGAAGCUGGAUAUUUUUUAGCACGAAGCGCAUGACAAUUUAUCUGCUUGGUGGCUGUUCUGCUGAUUAAGUCUUUAUUAAAAAAAAAUAUAUUCCCCAUUGGAUCUGUUUGAGGAAAUACUCUGAUUGGCUCAGAAUUCUACCAAAAUCGGAAUAUGUUGACGUGGACAAAGGCAACACAUCCUGAUCGGAGAUGGGAAGCUGAAAAGUGUGGGGUUGGGGCAGGGACAUGCUACUUAGAGUGCAUUCACAAAUAGCUUGAGUGAACGUGGUUAUAAGGACUAGUUUUGUACAAUGUGUCUUGGUAAAACUUUUUAAUAGUGGUGAGUCACUUGCUGUUUGAGAUCCCGUUUGUGGGAUAAUCAUGGUAUUUUUUUUUUUUCUCUUCUUUAAUUUGCUAGUUUGGGGUUGCUGUAUUACAUUAAGUUUAUUUAUUUUUAUUUGACCACUUAUAAGCUUCAUCAUGUAAUUCAUUUAUUUGCCAUACUUAAAUCAGGAAGUACCCUGCAUAACAGAAGCCCCAAGAAAUGAAGUUGCUGGGAAUCAUUCUGCAUAACUUUAGUUCUCCGGAUUGUGAUUGGUUACAUUGAUUUUCUUUUGCUCGUACUCUUUUAUUGAGUCCCCUGCUGUAGCCCUACUUAAAGAUGAAUGCUUAUAAAUUUUUCCCUGAUGCAGGGAGGCUCUGCUGACAGUGUAGAUUUGAAGGCCCUCUCAUCUUCUUUUGCCCACAUCUGAUCACAGCAGGUGCUGAGGUGGCGGUGGGGAAAAAAAAAAUAAAAAGGAAAAAAAAAUUAACUGAACUUUACUAGUAGAGGAUCAGUUUCCACACUAUAUCAGUAUCAUUGGAAACGCCUUUAAAUUCAUUGCCCAUGUUGAUUAGCAUGUCUGUCAUAUUUUUGGCUGUACUUCAGUCAUUGCUGCCAUUCUUAGAUAGAUGUGUUUUUAAUUUAAUUUAAUUUUUUUCCAAAACAAGACGACCUUCUAGGUUUUUCUAGUCAGCAGUUCUCCACGGGCAAUCAGUAUUUAGUUUGCCCCUAUUCAGCUUCUCCACAUAAACAUGUUAUAGCACUGUGGAGAACCGGGUAACCUGUCUAAAAUUCAGCUUUGCUUCAGUCUCUUUUGUCAUUCCAAAUUUCCCUCUAUGUGUGUGUAUGAAUAGAGAAGGAGGUUGAAGAAACGUCUGACUCUCUGCGUCCUUCCUAAUCCGGUUGAUCACUGGCGGUGGGCGGUAUGACAGCUGAUCCCACAAAUCAGCUGUAGUUCUUAUUAAAGUUCAGAACUCUACGCAGCGACACGACAUAUUACCCUACAUUCACACUGCGACAAUUCAACAAGCGACAGUUUGCUAUUUACAUGUGUGACAUGGAGCCACAAUUUGUGCAAGUGACAUUUGCAUUGAGAUUUUUUGAACUAUGCAAAUUAUGUACAAUGUGGUAAAGCGUUUUAUCCAAGCUUAUCGAUUCGAAUGAUUUCCUACGGCACAUAUGGUCUGAAAUAUCUUAGGUUCCCUACUCACAACUUUAGUUCCUACCAGCAGUUACUGUCACAUGCAAAAAUGGAAGAAAACCCCAUAGCCAUAGUUUCGUGUUAUCCUGUCAUAUACAGCCGCUCAUUAAAUGUGUAGAGAAAAACAAAGUAAUGAACAGAUGUUCCUAGUAGCAAAGAUCAUGCAGUUAUUGUAAAAAGCUGGGCGAAGCCAGUCAUUGAUCAGUCAGUGAUCAAAUUCUUUAUCAGAUGUUAAAGAGACAAAAAUACUGUCAAAUUAUUUUCAUAUUGUUGACAGAAGCUAAUAUAUGCUGGCUGCAACGGAGGUUAUUACUGGUAAGAUUCUUAGAAUAAAUAAUCAAUUUUAUUGAUUUUAAAUGGGUAACUAGAAUGUGUAUUAAAAGCAGGUAAACAUCUUUAUUUUUAUAAAUAUUAUAUAAUUAAAAAAGAAUGGCAAGCAUAGAAAUAGAAAAAGCAUAGAAAAUGCACUGCAUUGAACCUACCUGUUGCGUAACGACUGGCUUUUGUGCCGAUUCUAAGCGGCUCAAAAUUGGAAAAAUAACAGCUACAAUGUUCAAACAAUGUUAGGGUGGCUUCCUAAAUUCCUUUAGUUUGUCUUUGCAUAUUCAACUUGAAAUUGGAUUUAAAGGUCAUUUUGCUUUAUACUUUUUUCAAGGAAUAGGAAGCCAAAGAAUACCAAACAUAUCAGUUAAUAACAUGAACCAUUGGUUUAUUCUAUGAAAUACGUUGAUCUCAAUCAUUUUACACCAGACCAUCAUAUCAUUGUUUGCUCAUACAUACCGCCCACUCGUCCUCCUCACCACACACUUUCACAAUUAACCUCAACGUAUUCGAAAUUUGAGAGCCCUAUGACUAAUAUGGUGCCAGUGAGGAGUGAUUAAUUAAAGUGCUUGUGAGUUCAGAGAGAUAUGGGUUAUUCAGAAAAGUCACAGUGACACACAGGCACACUGCCAGUGAGAGGAUAGAAGGGGGUGGGGGUUGUGAUAAGGACAGAGGACUUAAAAAAAAUUAAACAGAAAAUUAUAUAGUUGUCCCAGGGCCCUGCUGACCUGUGACACAGCAAAGGUCCCAAACAAGAUGUUCCUUUCUACAACAUGGACUCAGCUGGGCUGCUGCAUUCCUGUCCACUCCGUUCCUGCUGAGCAGCACAGUAAAUACAGUGCAGGAUAAUCUGGAGCAUUAACUAAAGCCCAUCACACAGCUACACUCACUCAAUCAAUACAGGUAUGUAUAUGCAAAGCAGCCCUGCCCCAAGUUCCCUUCCAAACGAGACUCCUUUUGUGCGAGGUUCAAAUUUAAUGAGCCGUUCAUACGAGGGCUCCUUUGAGGAUUUGUCCCAUAUAUUUGCAUGUAGGACCAAGGUGAGAGCUGGGAAACAUCAGUUACCGAUGAGAGCUGCAGGGCUCGAUCUCACACACCAUCAACAGGAUGAGCCUCAUGACUGAAUGUAUUACAACAUCGAGUGUCAUUUACUAUUUUUUUUUUGUCUUUCUUUUUCCCUUUUGUUCUAUCUAAGCUUCAAAGGGAUGAUCAGAAUGCCUGUUCAUGGGAACCAUAUCAGAGGGCAGUUGUAAUGUAGAUUAUUUGUCAUUCUGUCUUUAUUUCUGG
This is a messenger RNA of Tachysurus vachellii, 6972 nucleotides long. It is a transcript of the gene nlgn1, whose product is annotated as neuroligin 1. Gene Ontology annotation, molecular function: neurexin family protein binding; signaling receptor activity. The record is from RefSeq and is a predicted model, not a curated record. Lineage: Eukaryota; Metazoa; Chordata; Actinopteri; Siluriformes; Bagridae. Gene Ontology annotation, biological process: presynaptic membrane assembly; chemical synaptic transmission; synaptic vesicle endocytosis. The transcript has 7 exons. Bases 568 to 3093 code for a protein of 841 amino acids. Gene Ontology annotation, cellular component: postsynaptic specialization membrane; cell surface; synapse.